Messenger RNA from Camelus dromedarius (Arabian camel), 4162 nucleotides. RefSeq names its product zinc finger and AT-hook domain containing (gene ZFAT). Lineage: Eukaryota; Metazoa; Chordata; Mammalia; Artiodactyla; Camelidae. The coding region runs from base 312 to 4019 and encodes 1235 amino acids. The record is from RefSeq and is a predicted model, not a curated record. Gene Ontology annotation, molecular function: DNA-binding transcription factor activity, RNA polymerase II-specific; RNA polymerase II cis-regulatory region sequence-specific DNA binding. Gene Ontology annotation, biological process: regulation of DNA-templated transcription. The transcript has 16 exons.
ACGGGGCGCAAAGCACAGCCGCGGAUCUGAGCAUGCGCAGUAGCCCGGCCCAGCCUGGCCGCGCUCGGCGCUGGGGGAGGGUCAUCGAGGCUGACGUCCGCGACGCCGGCGUCAGCGCCCCUGAAGAGGAGGGCAAAGACUCCAUCCGCCAUGUUGGAUGCCGCAGAUUCGCCAUAACCGCGCCGGCUCUUUUCUUAAAAAAAUAAAAAUAAAAAGCGAAGCAUCAGCGAGUUGCCCCGCCUUCUCGGUCGGCGCGGGAGGGGGCCCGGAAGGGCCCGAGGCUUUUUUUCCUCCGCGGUGGGGGCGUUGCCAUGGAGACGCGGGCGGCAGAAAACACAGCCAUCUUCAUGUGUAAAUGUUGUAACCUUUUCUCACCAAGUCAGUCGGAGCUCCUCUCCCACGUUUCUGAGAAGCACGCCGAAGAAGGGAUUAAUGUGGAUGAGAUCGUCAUUCCCCUUAGGCCUCUGAGCACCCCUGAACCCACCAACCCAGGCAGAAGCGGAGAUGAGUUUUCGGUCAUGAAGAGGAAGAGGGGCAGGCCUAAGGGGUCCACGAAGAAGCCCAGCCCCGAAGAGGAACUGGCGGAGAACAUCGUCAUGCCGAGCGAGGGCAGUCCGCGGGGCCCGGAGGAAGGCAGAAGCCUGACGCCGAGCAGCCUGGAGUGCGGCAAGUGCGGCCGCAAGUUCUCCAACACGCGCCAGCUGAGGAAGCACGUCUGCAUCGUGGUGCUGAGCUUGGGCGAGGAGGAAGGGGAGGCAGGUAACGAAUCUGACCUGGAACUGGAGAAGAAGUGUAAGGAAGAUGAUCGAGAAAAGGCCCCGAAGAGACCACGGACCCAGAGAGCAGAGAAAGUCCAGAAGGUCUCCUCUGGAAAGGAGGCUGCGCAGAUCUCCGGGGCCAAGAAACCCAUCAUCAGCGUGGUUUUAACUGCACACGAAGCUAUUCCAGGUGCUACCAAGAUUGUUCCAGUGGAGGCCGGGCCCCCAGAAACUGGAGCCGCAGACCCCGAGGCCACGGCAGCCGACCUCGCGCCUCGCAGAGGGUACCAAGAGUACGCCAUCCAGCAGACACCCUACGAGCAGCCCAUGAAGUCCAGCAGGCUAGGGCCCACCCAGCUCAAGAUCUUCACUUGUGAGUACUGCAACAAGGUCUUCAAGUUCAAGCACUCGCUGCAGGCGCACCUGAGGAUCCACACCAACGAGAAGCCCUACAAGUGCUCCCAGUGCAGCUAUGCCAGCGCCAUCAAGGCCAACCUCAACGUGCACCUGCGCAAGCACACGGGCGAGAAGUUCGCCUGCGACUACUGCUCCUUCACCUGCCUGAGCAAAGGCCACCUCAAGGUGCACAUCGAGCGCGUGCACAAGAAAAUCAAGCAGCACUGCCGCUUCUGCAAGAAGAAGUACUCGGACGUCAAGAACCUCAUCAAGCACAUCCGCGGCGCGCACGACCCGCAGGACGGGAAGGUCAAGGAGGCCCUGGACGAGCUGUGCCUGAUGACCAGGGAGGGCAAGCGGCAGCUGCUCUACGACUGCCACGUCUGCGAGCGCAAGUUCAAGAACGAGCUGGACCGCGACCGCCACAUGCUGGUCCACGGUGACAAGUGGCCUUUCGCCUGCGAGCUCUGUGGCCACGGGGCCACCAAGUACCAGGCGCUGGAGCUGCACGUCAGGAAACACCCGUUCGUCUACGUGUGCGCCAUCUGCCUCAAGAAGUUCGUCAGCUCCAUCCGGCUGCGCUCGCACAUCAAGGAGGCGCACGGGGCAGCCCAGGAGACCUUGGUCUUCACCAGCUCCAUCAACCAGAGCUUCUGCCUCCUGGAGCCUGGCGGGGACAUCCAGCAGGAGGCCCUGGGGGGGCAGCUGCAGCUGGCAGAAGAGGAGUUUGUGUUCCAGGGGGUGAACGCAUCUAAGGAGGCGGCCGGCCCUGGGGAUGCUCGGCCCGGGCAGGGGCGGGGGACGCCGGAGACCCCCGUGGAAGUGCCUGCCCCGCCGGUGCGCUCGGCCGCCGCCCAGCUACCCUGUGAGCUGGCCGCCUCCGAGGGGGCCUCGGACCUUCAUCCGCACUCGGUGGUUUCGGAUGAGUUCUUGUUGAAAAACGAUGCCUCUUCCGCGGAGGCUCCGGCGGCUCCGGCGAAGACCUUGGACACCCAGCAGGGAGGCUCCGCCCCGCCCCAGGGCGAGGACGCCACACCACUGCUGCCCAAGGCCAAAGGUGAAGCAGACCCAGAGGUCCAGGGUGCUGAGAGCCCCCCGGCCGAAGGACAGAAAGUGGCUGCCCUCCCAUCCGAUGGCCCAGAUCCCAGCAGGUGUCUCAGGUCGAACCCAGCGGAGGCCUCAGACCUUCCGCCGGGAGCUGGUGGGCGGGACGCGGCCCUGUGCCAGCCUGACUCCUGCACGCCUGCCCCCGAGCACCGGGCCGGCAUCACUGCGUUCAUGAGGAUCCUGGACAGUUUACAGAAGCGGCGCAUGAACCCCGGCCUGUGCGAGAGGAUCCGGAAGGUGUAUGGAGACCUGGAGUGUGAAUACUGUGGCAAACUUUUUUGGUACCAAGUGCAUUUUGACAUGCAUGUCCGCACCCACACCCGGGAACAUCUGUAUUAUUGCUCCCAGUGUCAUUAUUCCUCCAUCACCAAAAACUGCCUUAAACGCCAUGUAAUUCAGAAACACAGUAACAUCUUGCUGAAGUGUCCCACUGACGGCUGUGACUACUCGACUCCAGAUAAAUAUAAGCUGCAGGCACAUCUUAAAGUUCACACAGAGCUGGACAAAAGGAGUUAUUCAUGUCCUGUGUGUGAAAAGUCUUUUUCAGAAGAUCGACUGAUAAAGUCACAUAUCAAGACCAACCAUCCCGAGGUUUCCAUGAGCACCAUUUCCGAGGUUCUCGGGCGGAGGGUCCAGCUGAAGGGGCUGAUUGGGAAGCGAGCCAUGAAGUGCCCGUAUUGUGAUUUCUAUUUCAUGAAGAAUGGCUCAGACCUUCAGCGUCACAUCUGGGCUCAUGAAGGGGUGAAGCCCUUCAAAUGUUCUUUGUGUGAGUAUGCAACUCGUAGCAAGAGUAACCUCAAGGCUCAUAUGAAUCGUCACAGCACCGAGAAAACCCACCUAUGUGACAUGUGUGGCAAGAAAUUCAAAUCAAAAGGGACGCUGAAAAGUCACAAGCUCCUUCACACUGCUGACGGGAAGCAGUUUAAAUGCACCGUGUGUGACUACACGGCAGCCCAGAAGCCACAGCUGCUGCGGCACAUGGAGCAGCACGCCUCCUUCAAGCCCUUCCGCUGCGCCCACUGCCACUACUCCUGCAACAUCUCAGGCUCCCUGAAGCGGCACUACAACCGGAAGCACCCCAGUGAGGAGUACACCAACGUGGGCACCGGGGAGCUGGCGGCCGACGCGCUCAUCCAGCAAGGUGGUUUGAAGUGUCCCGUGUGCAGCUUCGUAUACGGCACCAAGUGGGAGUUCAACAGGCACUUGAAGAACAAGCAUGGCCUGAAGCUGGUGGAGAACGAAGGAGAUCCCAAGUGGGAGCCAGCAACCGAGACUCCCGAGGAGCCCUCCACGCAGUACCUGCACAUCACAGAGGCGGAGGAGGACGUUCAGGGCACGCAGGCGGCCGUGGCGGCGCUCCAGGACCUGAGAUACACCUCAGAGAGCGGUGACCGGCUUGACCCCACAGCCGUGAACUUCCUCCAGCAGAUCAUCGAGCUGGGCACCGAGACCCACGAUGCCACCGCCGUUGCCUCGGUGGUUGCCAUGGCGCCAGGGACGGUGACCGUCGUGAAACAGGUCACCGACGAGGAGCCCAGCUCCAACCACACGGUCAUGAUCCAGGAGACCCUCCAGCAGGCCUCUGUGGGGCUGGCCGAGCAGCAUCACCUGGUGGUGUCCUCCGACGACGUGGAGGGCAUCGAGACGGUAACUGUCUACACGCAGGGCGGGGAGGCCUCGGAGUUCAUCGUCUACGUGCAAGAGGCCGUGCAGCCCGUGGGGGAGCCGGCCGUGGGGCCGCCAGUCCAGGAGCCGUAGAGGACACACAGCGGCAGACGAAGGCACAGGUGGGGCUGCCAGGCUCCUCAGGGCAGCCGGGACACCCAGGGCGGGGAGGCCACCGAGCGGUGCUCUCCGUGGUGCUCUCCUCUGCGCGCACUACCCCGGCGGCCAGAUGGGGC